AUGUACACCUUCGUGGUGCGCGACGAGAAUAGCAGCGUCUACGCGGAGGUCUCUCGGCUGCUUCUCGCUACGGGUCACUGGAAGAGGCUCCGGAGAGACAACCCUAGAUUUAACCUCAUGCUAGGGGAGAGGAACCGGCUGCCCUUCGGAAGACUGGGUUAUGAGCCUGGGCUGAUGCAGUUGGUGAAUUACUACAGAGGGGCUGACAAAUUGUGUCGUAAAGCUUCUUUAGUAAAGCUAAUUAAGACAAGCCCAGAACUAUCUGAAUCCUGCAUGUGGUUCCCUGAGUCCUAUGUGAUAUAUCCAACGAAUACCAAGACUCCAGUUGCUCCAGCCCAGAAUGGAAUCUCCCCUCCAGUCAGUAACUCAAGGACAGAUGAAAGAGAAUUCUUCCUGGCUUCAUACAACAGAAGGAAAGAGAGUGGAGAAGGCAACAUUUGGAUUGCAAAGUCAUCAGCUGGCGCCAAAGGUGAAGGCAUCCUCAUCUCCUCGGAGGCUACAGAGCUUCUGGAUUUCAUAGACAACCAGGGCCAAGUGCACGUCAUCCAGAAAUAUCUUGAGCACCCCCUGCUUCUUGAGCCAGGUCAUCGCAAGUUUGACAUUCG
Elephantulus edwardii (Cape elephant shrew) is the source of this 605-nucleotide messenger RNA. RefSeq names its product tubulin--tyrosine ligase-like. The transcript is spliced from 4 exons. Gene Ontology annotation, molecular function: ATP binding. The annotation marks the transcript as partial. The record is from RefSeq and is a predicted model, not a curated record. Gene Ontology annotation, biological process: protein modification process. Lineage: Eukaryota; Metazoa; Chordata; Mammalia; Macroscelidea; Macroscelididae.